AUGCAGAGGACCAGGAGACGGUCCAGCGCCUCUGCGCCUGCACCUGCGCCUGGCCCCGGCGCCGCAAACGUCCCGCCAACUCCCACCGGCUUGGGCUUCAACUUCUCCUUCUUCAACAGUCCCAACGCCGCCACCACCGCUGCCAACACUAACAAUACCGCCUCUUCCUCACGACCGCGACCAGGCACAAGCUCCGGCGCCCCUCCGAUCUCAGCCGGCAUUGGCGGCUUCGCCAGCACCACCACCAACGGCGACCCGUUCCAAGCACAGCCGGCUCUAGCACCGCCUGGCCCCAACCUCUUGCGCAAGAACUCGCUCCGCGGCAAGCAGUCUUUCGACAACCUCGUCUCGCACUCGUCGCAGCUACAGUCGCAGUCCAUAUUCAGGGGCCUGCGCCGUCGCGCCAACUCGAGCUCCUCGCUCCGGGACAGGGAUGGCGUCGGCGCUGCGCUGGGCGUAGUAGCAACCGGUCAGAAGCCUGUCGUGACCAGCAGAGGGAACCCGCCCGCCCUGCCCGAUUUUGCCCUUGCAGCGGCUGCGAGAACGAGCCGCGACACCGACGUCUUUGCUUCCCCGAACUCCGCUCCAAAGUCCUACAUGGAUAUCUCCGGCGGCUAUAUUCAGACAUCCAACUCCAGGAUGCUGAGCCGGUCCGGCACCACCCCCGUCAACGGGUUCCCCUCGGGAGGGGGGAUGAUGCCGCCCCCCUCGGCAGGAGGUAUGCAGAACGAGUCCAACAUGGUGCAUCAGCAUAUACACGAGAUGGCCAACAAAAGGAUAUCCACGUUAGAAUAUUUACGGAAGGCCCACGAAGGCCGUGUCUACUGGUUUAACACCCUCCUCUUCGAUAAGCCCGAUCUCGCGCGCAUGCCCUACUUCGAUGCCCGGCGACUUGCCCGCCGGGCCACAAACUACCUCCUCCUGGGCCUAUCCCUCCCGACCGUCAUCGACCUCAACUCCUCCACGCCCAUGGAAUUCCUGCGCGCAUUCAACGUCUUACUAACAGAGUUCGAUUCCUUCCAACAAUUACACUCAGACUCAGGCUCAACCACCUCUUCUCUCUCCCGCGCGCGAAUACCGCAGAUGUUCAGGCGGGCCACACCCUCCUCAAAAGUAAGGCGGAGCAGCAAUGCCAACAACGAGAUAUUAUACGAGGCUGGCGACGGCGGGAUCAGCAGCACAAAUGGUGGCUCCAUGUCCGGCCAGGCGGCAUCGAACGGUGCAUUCACGGUGGGGAACGGCCUCGGAGGCUCGGCCAGCGUGGUCAGCUUCGGCCAGAGCGAGGCGGACCUAUUACCAGGGGAGGAGUACGUGCACUUGCUGACGCCAUCCUUACCGUUCGACCCGGACUUCUUCGAGACGUUCGCGACAUUGUGUGACGUUCUGAUCGAUGCUUACGCACGGCUAUUGAGCCUGCUACCGACGCCCAGGGAGUGCAACGCUGCCGUGGCCGAGCUCUUCACGAAGGCGGACUCAAGGGUGCGCAAAAUCAUCGUGCAGGGCAUCGUCAAGGAAUUCGAGGACACCAGCAGGAACGGGGUCAAGACAGAGGUGGCCAACGUGGGGAAGAUAGUGCUCGGAGGGCUGAUGUGA
This is a messenger RNA of Diaporthe citri, 1593 nucleotides long. RefSeq lists its product as uncharacterized. The record is from RefSeq and is a predicted model, not a curated record. Lineage: Eukaryota; Fungi; Ascomycota; Sordariomycetes; Diaporthales; Diaporthaceae. Bases 1 to 1593 code for a protein of 530 amino acids. The transcript has 2 exons.